Messenger RNA from Schistosoma haematobium, 3454 nucleotides. RefSeq lists its product as uncharacterized. The transcript has a single exon. NCBI's taxonomy places the organism in Eukaryota, Metazoa, Platyhelminthes, Trematoda, Strigeidida, Schistosomatidae. The record is from RefSeq and is a predicted model, not a curated record. The coding region runs from base 421 to 1254 and encodes 277 amino acids.
GGCUUGAAAACAUUUAUUUUUUUAUAAAACGUAAGUUAACACUGUCAGUAUACAAAAUAAACAAUACAGUCUAUUAAACAGGGAGGAGAGACAUAAAUAGCAAUAAUAACUCCUCUGCACUCACCAUACUACUCCAAAAUGAACUUAAACGCUCUAAAUCGAGAGGGAGUACAUCCAUUAAAGGCAAACAAGUAUACAAAGAUCCCAAACUUGUCACAGAAUUAUUUAGUGAACAUUUUUGUUUCAUACUAACUAACGAAAAACCAUUUAAUGAUUCAGAACCAAUCCCAGUAAUUCCCUGUGAAAUUACUAAUGUAGAAUUUAAUGUACAAAAUAUCUCCAAGGCAAUCAGUACAUUGAAACACUCCUACACUGAUGGACCAGAUGGUAUUCCAUCUAGCAUGCUAAAACGUGGAGGUUAUGAUGUGUGUUUCGCUUCUCAAACUAUUCGCGAUAUCACUCUCUUCAGCAUGUUACCCUACUGCCUGGAAAACUACACAUAUCAUUCCCAAAAUUAAAACAGGACCUGAAGCAAACGUUGAAAAUUACCGGCCUAUAAGCACAACUUCAGUGGUACCCAGAGUGAUGGAAAAAGUAGUUAAGGCGGCCGUAGUCCAACAUCUACUAACUAAUAACUUCACCUCGACCUCCCAGCAUGGAUUUCUUAGGUCCAGAUCAUGCGAUACAUGCCUAGUAGACUACCUGAAUGAUAUAACUCUGAGACGAGACAGCGGACUCCUUGUAUCAGUCCUAUUUUCAGACUUUAAGAAAGCCUUUGAUAAGGUCCCACACAAAAGGCUACUCGUCAAACUAAAGUUCUUCGGAAUAAACAACUCGCUGUACUCAUGUUUCGCUUCGUUCUUAACAGAACGUAAACAAAUGGUAAAGUACGAUGACUGUCUCUCGUACCCUAGACCAAUCACUAGUGGAGUCAUCCAGGGAAGCGUAUUAGGUCCACUUUUGUUUCGUAUGUAUAUAAACGAUAUAUGUAACACCAUAGAAUUUGGGAAACCAUACUUAUAUGCUGAUGAUUUCAAAAUAGUAUACAGCUAUAAGCCUGAGACACUAAGCGAAAGUGUAUCCCAGAUCCAAAAGGACCUCAAUAACUUAACUAUAUGGAGUGAAAAAUGGCAAUUACCAUUUAACCUCAACAAGUGCGGGAUCAUGCACUUUGGAAAGCAUCCCUAUAAACCGCAGCUUCACUUAAAUAAAAGUAGCCCAAACACUCGAAUCAGUACACGAUUUAGGAAUUAAUUACACAAGAAGCCUGAACUUUGACGAACAUGCCUCCUCUAUUAUAUCUAAAUCUAGACGGCUAAUUGGUUUCAUAAUGAGAAAUUUUUUUACAACAGAAGCUAAGCUUACUCUCUGCAAAAUAUGUGUACGGCCCUCCCUUGAAUAUUCCUCUUUUGUCUUCUCUAAUAUGAAUAUCACAGACAAGAUAAGAGUAGAUGUUCAAAGACGUUUCACACGCCAACUGCUAGGAUGUAACUCUAUUACACAGAUAGAUGUAAGCACCUCUCUUUAGAAACUUUAUGGCACCGUAGGCUAGAAAACAAUUCAAUAUUUCUCUACAAAGCGAUAUAUGGACUCUCCUUUCUAACCUCCUGCCCGACUAUGACCCACGACCCAGCCUAUAGACUUGGAAACAACGCAUAUACACUACUUACCGUAAAACACCAAAAACAAAUGCGUUGUAAGUUUUUUACAGUACGGUAUAGUUUAUUGUGGAACAGGCUGCCAAUGCCUAUCCGUAACUGUGAUACGUUCACCAGAUUCAAAAAGCUAAUAACCCUAUUUCUAGACUCUAAAGAGAUUCAACAUUUCCUUGAACUCCCGCCCACCAAUGAGACACUUUAUUACGGACCGCCUAGUAUCUAGACAAAACAAGAAUAUAACGAGCCCGAUUGUUACUAAUAUGAAUAUAAUUUCGUUUUUCGGUGGAGGGAUAGUAACACUGACACCAGGUGCUGUUGAGUUAGGGAGUCUGCCAUAAACGUCUCCAGAAAAGCGUCUUUUAUAGUGAGUCGGAGUAUUCCCCGUAAUUGAGUAUACACAGAUUUACAAAUUAAUUCGAAAUUAAAUAUGAGCGCUACUACCCCACUCCCAAACUGGUUGUGGAUGGGAUAGAAAUUGAAGGAAGCGCUGAAUCACAGAAUAUAUGGCUUAUCCUUUCCUAUUAUUCAUUGUUUAUUAAUCAUGGCCUUAUGCUCCUAACCCUAGCUUUCAGUGCCCAAAUCUCUACAGGUUAAAUGUACACUAUUCUUCCUAAGUCAUGCUUUUUUUUCUACUGCAAGUAGACAGAUAGCUCAAUCUUAUGGAUGAUGAUCUACUAAGGCCGAUCAUACAAAGCUCAAAAUUUGGCCACAAAGUCUUGUGAGUUUCUCCAUGUUUUAUUUGUCUUACCCUGAAAUCUUUUCUUUCUACAAUUUUAUACCCUCUCAUAUCUUUUGAUUUGCUAUUAGUCCUUACUUCUUUGAACCAUUAGUUAUUUUCAUAGCAGUGUGAUAUACUGUAUGGACAUCUAACCCAUAAAAGACUUUUAAACUAUCUGAUUUGUUUGUAACAUGGACCUAGUAGAGACAGUGUAUUCCAACCAUGGGCUUUGAUUAAAGCAGUUUUCAUACUUACCACAAACGUAAGAGAGCUUAACAUCACAAAAGGAGGAAGGGUGGCGUUACUGACCAGCAAACAUGAUGGUGGGGAGAUAAAUUCAAUCCACCCAUGUCUGUACGGCAGAACAAUUUGUUUAAUUACGGCUCCUUAUGGUUUAGUGGAAUGUCACAAACUCAAGUUAUUGAUGUUGAUUUAUCACACGAAAUACCUCUUUAAAUCGUGUUACAAUCGUUGAAGUGGCUGCACUUCCUACCCAGAAAUCCUAUUACAAGCAAACUAGACAAUUCGCUAAUAUACGAAGCCUACUCAAGACCCCAUAAUACCUGAAAAAAAUAAUAAUACAAAAAAAAACGAAAGGGGCUCUAAUAGUUUCGAUAAUAAAAGGAAGAUAGCCAAUUGUAUAUCGCAAUACUGCUUCUAGCACUAUAUUUUGUUUAAUUACCACACAUAAUCCCAUACUCUCAGCUCCUUUCUGAAUCGCCUCCAUUUGUCAGUUGUGUGUCCACUCACACCUUGUUAACACUUAUUUUCUUUAACCUAUUAAAAUGCUCUUUCUUAACAAAUAGCUUAAUAAAGAAAAAAUUGACUGAGUAUUCAUACCUUAAACAUUCCUUCAUGAAUAUUGGCUACACUGCCUCUCGUCCUUUCUUUUACUUGCUCCCCCUUUCAGCCCCCUUGAGAUAUGGAACGAAAGAUUUUAUCCUGCACCAUCCUCAAAGCCUUAGAUAUUCCAAAGGGACAUAAGGUAGCAAAUUUAGAAGCUCCUACCUUCAAUGGACCUAUCCUUGACCAUCAGUUGCACAUUCGCAACGCAGCCUUCAUAAAACGCGCCAACUGU